Molecule: messenger RNA, 2154 nt
Organism: Cyprinodon variegatus (sheepshead minnow)
Lineage: Eukaryota; Metazoa; Chordata; Actinopteri; Cyprinodontiformes; Cyprinodontidae
Exons: 18
Coding region: 68-1750 (560 amino acids)
Source: RefSeq, a predicted model, not a curated record
UGCGCUGACAGUUGGUCUGUUAGCUCUAAAACGGUUCAGGAGGAAGUCUGUGAGACCGAUUGCAGAAAUGAGCCUUCAGGUCUGCAACUGUUGUGGUUGGUCCAAAGUGACGACCUAUCAGGGCUUGAGGAUCCACCAAGGCAGAAUGGGAUGCACGCCGCAGGGUGUGAGGAUCACACAGCCUCAGCAGCAGUACAUCAGCGCUUUUGCAGGACAGGAAAAGGUUGAUCUGAGCUACAAGCUUGACCAGAGCAUGUUCAAAACAGAAAGUACAAAUUACUAUUCAGACAUGAGCCUCCAGAUCUGUCACUGUGGCUGGAAUAAAAUGACGAGUUAUCGUGGGCUGAGAAUCCACCAGGGGAGGAUGGGCUGCACACCGAAGGGGGCGGCGAUUCCAAAGGAAGAGCAGAAAUUCUGGAAGGAUUGCUGGAACCCACAAAAUUCCCCUCCAACACCAAGGAUAAAAAACUUCAACAACUCUUCAGCAGCAGUCAGGGUCAAAAAGCAACGGAACCCAACCUCUGAAAAUGCAACAAGAUCAAAGUCGCGCCGUUAUGUGGAGGAGCAUGCCAUGUUUUCAAAGAGACCAGAGGACUGCUGGAGCUCUGUGAGCUGUUAUAAUGACACAACAGCAGCCUCUAGAAUCAAGGAGGAGCCUGUUUCAUCUCCAGACGUGUCUCCUCAAAGAUCCCCAGAUCUUCACAAUGUAUCAUGGGGCAAGUUUGACAUCUCCUCACAUCACCUUCAGAUGAAACGUUUACCCAACAAGCUUCCAGCUGUUGUAUUUAUGGAAGCAGUCAUCCAUUCAGAGGAAGACUAUAGAUCUGUCAUCAGACUUCCAGCGACUCCGCCUGUAGUCCUGAACGACGAGAAAGAUUCACCAUUACCAGCAUCAGGGCAGGAGGCACCGAGAUCUCAGCUUCUGAAAGAAAUUCAGGAUUGUUUAGAAAAAUUAAGAAAGAAGAGAGAUGAGAGGAAGAGAAACGACAGCCUAUCAAACUCAGGUCAUGAGAAUGGGGCCAAGUCAUUAUGGAUCCAGACCUACUCAGAGUCUAAGGAGGAGAAAAAUACCUCUCCUUCGGCCAGACAGUCCUUGCUCAAGCAUUCCGAUGAAUCAAGAGCAGCAGCUGCUGAGCAGAUAAACCAUAUCGUCAGAAAACAUCCAAAAGCUCGACCUCCUAUUCUGCCUAAGAAAAAGAACCUACAUUCUUUCGCUGGAAAGCCAGAGAAAAAUACAAGAUCUUCAGUCAUCAUCAAUGGGGAAAUGGUUCAGUCAAAGAAGGACAGCAAGGAAGAUGAAGAGGUGCAGCUUCGGGCUCAAAGACCCCCUAUCGUCCCAACCCAGGAAACAAGAGUUCAACUGAAGGUGGAAGACAGGAAGGAGGAGAGUGCUACAGAAAUUACUUCUGACAUAACAGCAUCAAAGGAUUCACAGAAAAAGGAUGCACCUCCAUCAUCUGAAACAGCCAAGCAUGUCGUUUCCACCGGGAAUAAGGUGAAGGAGCUAGCUCAGAUGUUUUUGGGGAAGCAAACAGCAGUCGGGCCAAAGAUUAAACUCGGACAAGAGUGCAGACCGAAACAGACAUUACUGCACUCAAAAAGUUGUCUAACAGGAAAACAAACGGCAAAGGCAACCACAAUUUAUCAGGAACACAAAUCCUCAGCAGAUGAAGCCUCUCAGGACUCUGUUAUCGCUUCUGGUCCAAAGGUAAAGGAUCUGGCUCGGAUGUUUUCAACUAAGACCAUAUAGGCAUUGGUUUUCCAACUGAAGAUGAGAAAAGAAAAAGACUUAAGACAUUGGCUUAAUCGUCUGUUUCUCAAGAAAUAUCUGACAGUACUCAUAUUGUGGCUCUCUGUAAGACAGUUGUACACUGUUUCUGCUAAUAGUUUUCUAAUGUUCAGGUGUUUGCUGAAGCUCUCUUUAAAUAUCAGCCUGUUAGCUCUGUUUUGAUAGGCCUUGUUGUAUUAAGGGCAGUGGUUGGCUUCAGCUGCCUUGGUCCUUAUCCCUGCGCCCUGGGUGAGGUGGAAGUCUCAGCCUUUUUUCUAGCUUAACACCCUUGCUGUUUAUGUGUGUGGGUGUGUUUGUGAUGGGCUGGGGGUGAGUAUGAGUGUAGUUAUGUAUAGGUUGGAUUUUAUAUGUGAGAGGUAAUUUGA